AGACAUGGCUCCCCUGGGUUGUCAGGCAGGGAAACUGAGGCAGGGGACCUGAGCACACAUGCUGCAUUCAGCUUCAAGCUGGUGCUGCUUCUCCCUCGGAGGACAGGCCCUGAAGCCCUGCCACCUCUGGAGACCUGGGAGGGUCUGGUGUGAACCAGGGGUCCUGUAGCAGGGAGGGGCAAGUGGGGUACUGUGGGCAGGAAGCGGAAACACGGGCCACCCUUCGCUGCAGGCGAGCACUGAGCUCACUUCUCGCUCGACACAGCCAGAGCUGGAGGUGGGUGCCUGGCGCGGAGGGGCCUGUGGACCAAUGGUGAGCCUCGGAGCCCCCGGGUUCUUGGGAUGGGGGCCACAGGAGGUCAGGGAUGGAAUGUCUGGGUACCAGGAGCUGAGAAGGGCCCCACACUGGCCCUGGGUAAGAGGUGAAACCUAAAAAGAGUGUGGCAGAGGCUAAGCCUUUCUCUCACUUAAGCUGGGCUCCCUGGGACUCCAGGUAUGGCCCCCCAGCACCCCACACUGGUCCAGACCCCCCUCAGCAACCCUGGGAAGGCCCUCACCUGGUCUGGUGAGCAGGAACUUGCAUUCCAGGAGCCUGGGCAGACAGCCUGGGGUGGUGGGGGGCGGCUGGCUGUACCUCAGCACUCCUCCCCCAACACCCCCCAUCUAGCCUGUUCCGACCGCAGACUUCCUCUGGCAGCUGCACCAGCCCCCGGCCCUUCUCGCCUGGGGCCCCCAGGGACUGGGAGUGGAACGGAAACCCUGCAGCUGGGGCAGCCCUGUGGUGGGAGGGAGGAAGAGGGGCCUCACAGACCCCUGGCUGGGGACCUGGCCAAGCAGAGGAUGAGCAGUUGCCUCCAGGCUCUGCCCUGGGCCCUAGGGCUCGGGAUGCUGCUGGCCCUCCCAGGGGCCUUGGGCUCUGGUGGCGCUGAGGACAGCGUGGGCUCCAGCUCUGUCACCAUUGUUCUGCUGCUGCUGCUGCUCCUGCUGCUGGCCACUGGCCUGGCACUGGCCUGGCGCCGCCUCAGCCGUGACUCAGGGGGCUAUUACCACCCAGCCCGCCUGGGUGCUGCGCUGUGGGGCCGCACACAGCGCCUGCUCUGGGCCAGCCCCCCGGGCCGCUGGCUGCAGGCCCGAGCUGAGCUGGGGUCCCCAGACCUUGAGCGGCAGGAGGAUGAACAAGAUGCAGACUAUGACAGCGUUGCGGAUGGUGGCCUGCAGGCUGACCCCGGGGAAGGCAAGCAGCGGUGUGGAGAGGCGCCCAGCCCGGAGCAGGUCCCUGUGCAGGCUGAGGAAGCCAGAGACAGUGAUGCAGAGGGAGACCUGGUCCUCAGCUCCCCAGGGCCGGCGAGCGCAGGGGGCAGUGCUGAGGCCCUGUUGAGUGACCUGCACGCCUUUGCUGGCAGCGCAGCCUGGGAUGACAGUGCUAGGGCAGCUGGGGCCCAGGGCCUCCAUGUCACAGCACUGUAGACGCCGGUCUUGGUGUCCCAUCCCUGUCACAGCUGCUCAACCCCUGUGCCUCUGCUUCCCAAGAUGCCAUGGCUGGACUGGACCCCCACCCCACAUGGCCACACCUCAGACUGCCACCUCAAUCACUUUCCAAGUCCAUGUGUCCCCCUACUCACCACAGGAAGGCCUCCACCCCCAAUCCCAGAGACAUCAGGCAACUAUUUGAAAUAAAAGCACUCCAGCCUGUGA
Molecule: messenger RNA, 1695 nt
Organism: Callithrix jacchus (white-tufted-ear marmoset)
Lineage: Eukaryota; Metazoa; Chordata; Mammalia; Primates; Cebidae
Gene: PTPRCAP
Product: protein tyrosine phosphatase receptor type C associated protein
Source: RefSeq, a predicted model, not a curated record